Messenger RNA from Schistosoma haematobium, 1607 nucleotides. RefSeq lists its product as uncharacterized. The record is from RefSeq and is a predicted model, not a curated record. The transcript is spliced from 3 exons. The coding region runs from base 410 to 799 and encodes 129 amino acids. Lineage: Eukaryota; Metazoa; Platyhelminthes; Trematoda; Strigeidida; Schistosomatidae.
CCACCAUCCAUCAUUUGCUUAUAUCAGUUUAUUAUCCUAAACUGACCGUCUCUUAUAAAUCACAAUCUAAAAGAUUUACUUUGAGUUCACAGUUCUAAUUAUCCAAGUACUUUACCGUUUGCAAAAACAGAGAUACAUAUUUAGUGAUUUAUGUAACGUGAUAUUUAAGUAAAAUGAACAUGUAAUUAAUGACAUACACAAAUAUGUACACACAUUUAAAUACAUAUGCAUAUGAAGAUAUGUCAGUCAGAUUGAUAGGCAAUUCAACUAACAAUAAUAAUAAUCUAAAAAACCGAACCUGAUCAAAUUCAUCUGUUAACAGGAUAAAUUAAAUAAGAAUUAUCAAAUUAAUUUAAGCUUUGAAUAUAAAAUACUCUGUUGUGAAUUUGUCAAGAAAUUUCCUUGAAAGAUGAAGCAAUUACUACUGUUUUAUAUUAAACCAUUUAUACCGGACUGUAGUCAUAUUCCAUGUGGUCCACAUCAACAUUGUGUAAAAAAUAUAGCUGGAAAUGCUACAUGUGUUUGUCAUGUAUUUUUCGCUCCGGAAAAUAGUGAUCCCAGUAUUCCACUUGAUUGUCGUUUUAGUUGGGUUACUUUAUUGUUAGCGGUGAUCUUCUCACUGUUGAGCUUAAUUUGUAUUAUAUGGAUUAUAGGUGCGAUUUGUAAAGCAUGCUCAAGAAAAAGACAAUAUAAAAAUGUCAAACCAGUGGAUCAACCAGAAGAAGAAGGCGAAUCAAUUAGAUCUGUUCGAAGUUUUACAUCAAUACCUUAUAACGCAGCACCAAGAAAUUGUGACUAGAUGCAGAAUUCGAUGUGAUUUUUUUUACUAUGAGUAAACAUCACAUAAUCUUUGAUUAACUGAUUACUCAAUACUGUUAUUAUGUAAAACACCCUUAUUUUGUAGUGCAAUUUCUUAUUUUGUAUGAACCUAAUCAUGUCUGUAUAUUAGUGUGGAUCUACUAUAACUUUUAUCAAGAAGUUAAUAAUACAUCCAUGCUACGCUAACCAACUGUCAUUUAUCUUAAUUUAUGCUCAAGUUAAUUAGUUAAACGUUUACAAACACAGUUGUAUUUCAUCGAUGAAAGUUAUUCAACUAAUUACGUACUAACUUAAAUAGUAAAACAUUAACAAGCUAAAUAAUAAAUAUAUUUAUUGUUAUGUCUUAAUGAGUAGAAAAAAUUGAAUUUUUGAUGUUUCGCAACUUAAUGUCGGUCACUUCUUCAGAAUAAAUAAGUAAGUAACCGAAAUAAAUUAACACAAGUUCCUUUGUGUUAUUUAAACUUGUAUUAAUUUGUUUCGAUUAUUUAUUUGUUUAUUCUGAAGAAGUGACUUACAUUAAGUUACGAAACAUCAAAACUUCAGUUUUUUUCUACUUAUUAGAAUAUCACAAUAAAUUUAUUUAUAAUUAACUUUCUACCCAAUGCUCAAUUUAUUUGAAACUAUCAAUUUCAAUCUUAGCAUUAAUACCUAUAACAAGGUAAUUGUCUGGAUUCUGUAAACAAUUUAUUGAUUCCAAUUACUAUGUAUUCAGUAAUCGAUAAGAUUCAUUUAUUUAGUUAAGUGGUGGGUUUUUAAUAAUGAAAGUCAUAAAAUCAAUAAAAAUCAGC